Rhineura floridana is the source of this 2477-nucleotide messenger RNA. RefSeq names its product UBA like domain containing 2 (gene UBALD2). The record is from RefSeq and is a predicted model, not a curated record. NCBI's taxonomy places the organism in Eukaryota, Metazoa, Chordata, Lepidosauria, Squamata, Rhineuridae. The transcript has 3 exons. Gene Ontology annotation, molecular function: protein binding. Bases 469 to 972 code for a protein of 167 amino acids.
GAAAGAGAAACAUCCAGCGCCUGGAAGAUUCGAACCGAACGUUCACAUACGCAGAGAACACUGCAACGGCCAAUCAGCGGUCUCGGGAAGCGUGGAAUUGAACGUUGAGACAUCUUCGGCUUCCCCCUUGCCCACCCCGAUUCUCUCCACAUGCUCCUCCCCUGGAUGCUGUUGUUUGUGGUGUUUUAGCUGCCGACGAACUACGAGAGGGGUGGGAGGGGGAUAUCAACAUACCCUUGUUCGUGCCGUUUGAAGCAAGAGGGGAGGCCAAGGGGCGAUUUGUCGGCUGGAACCCAGCAAGGGCUGACCGCUUAAAGCUUCAGAUAAACAGAAGCGACUUGGUGUUUUGGGGAGGAAGAGGAGAAGGAUCCUUUGUGGAUUUUUCCUCCCCGAGACACUAACACAUACCUCCGCCACAGUGUUUGGCUCUCCGCCUCCCUUCCUUGUUGUGGUUUCGUUUCUCUCGCCAUGUCGGUGAAUAUGGAGGAGCUCCGGCAUCAGGUCAUGAUCAACCAGUUCGUGCUGGCUGCGGGCUGUGCGGCGGAUCAAGCAAAGCAGCUGCUGCAGGCGGCCCAUUGGCAGUUCGAGACUGCUUUGAGUGCUUUUUUUCAAGAAACCAACAUUCCCAACACCCACCAUCACCAUCAAAUGAUGUGCACACCCAGCAAUACUCCAGCCACGCCUCCCAACUUCCCAGACGCUCUUGCUAUGUUUUCCAAGCUGCGGACUUCAGAGAAUCUUCAGAGCAGCAACAGUCCUAUCACUUCCAUGGCCUGUUCUCCUCCUGGUAGCUUCAGUCCCUUCUGGGCUUCUUCGCCUCCCAACCACCAACCUGCCUGGAUCCCUCCUUCAUCACCCACCAGUCACAAUCUCCACCAUCACCUCCACCAUCAGCAGCCCAUGUGGCCUCCUGUGUCUCAGCAAGGCCCCCCCCAGCAGAAAGCCAUGACGGCCAUGGAUGGCCAGAGAUAAGACUUAAUGUUUUUGGAAUGGGGGAAGAAGUUGUUUGGGGGGGGGAGGGUGUGGCAAAUCCAGGGGGCAGGAGGAAAUGGGGUGGGGGGUAUUUUUCCUGAAGAUCGCACUGGAAUAUUUUAUAGUAUUUUUUUUUAAUUGAUGAGACGUCAUCAGCCAUCCCCGUGAUCCUUCUCCCCCCCCUUUUCCUCCCUAUCCACUCUUCAGGAGAGUUAAUAACUGGUCUUUUCUCUUUUUUAAAAGAAAAAAAAUUAUAUAACUAUAAUAUAUAAAUAUAUAAAUAUAUCUAAUGUAUAUACAUCACAGAUGAAAGCAACGGAAUUGCAAAGAUCCAGGUGGCAUUCUGAGAAAACUGCUUGGAAAGAGGGGUGGCUGCAUUGGAUCCAGGGGGUAAGGGUGUCUCCCUGUGUGUGUGUGUGUAUGUCAAGGAAGGGCUCAGAAGCUGACUCUCCCCCACCCCGGCCCAUUUUUGUUGCCCUCCUCUUGCUUUUCAUUUGGUUCCCAGUUGUGGGGAGGUACCUGUAGCAGCUGAGCUGGUUGAGGGGCCUUGGGGAAAAGCUCUCUUGCUGAAGGAAGUCACAGGCCUCAAACUGUCCAUGUGCACAUUAAUGGCCCGGAGCAAUGUAGGGGGACGUGCCUGCUGAAGCACAGCUACUUCACAGAAGCUGCUAGGCUGGGGUGUGACCUGCUGAAGGAAUUGAGCUUCCACCUCAUGCCCCAUGUUGUGACUGAGGGGUUGGGGAAUGGUUUUUUUCCUGCUGUGGGGUCAUUCCACAGAGUUCUCCUGUCGGCUGAAAAGAAAUAAUGGAAUAGUACAAAAUGUCUAUUAAACAUGUUGGGGCUAUCAUCUUUGAGCACCAUGUUGAGCGCUGCCAACAAUUUAGUACAUACAAGGAAAUACAUGUGUCACCCUGCCAGUUUGGAGAGGUGCCAAUACAUGUGCAUUCUGGUAAAAUCAUAGCCAGCUUUUGUGUAUCCAUGGGCUGACAAAUUAUUGGGUGUGCAAGGGGUUUUCUUUGUGUGUGGGGAAGUGUUUUCAUCUUGGUUUAAACCAUUUCCCUGUUACCCGAACUUUGGCCUAUUGAAACUUUUUUGCUGACUGCAGCAGGUGUGUCCCAAAUAGUGGAAAUAAGCAAUGUUUUUUGUACCUUACCACAGACUUUUCUUGUUCCCCUCCCCCCCACGCCCUCUUGUUUUUUUGGGAAUGGUUUCGUCCUUCAACUCUCAAGCUGUUUCCCUUUUAAAAGGACAAUGUUUAAGCAUAUGGGAGGCUAAGCUGGAAGGGAAGUUGCUGAGGUUUUAAAGGUAUAAAAAUAUACACAUCAGCCUCCCCAGAAGAUGGAUCAUUCAGAGGAAGACUCCAGACUCUCUUGCAUCCAGCAGCAAGGGACAUAUUGAGGCUCUUUUUUUAUUUUUUUUUGUUUUUUAGGUUUUAAAAUCAGAAUCUUGCUUAAACAGGUUGAAGGUUUUAUAUUAAUUUAAAAAUAAAAAAAUCACUUUUUUAA